Mauremys reevesii (Reeves's turtle) is the source of this 3252-nucleotide messenger RNA. RefSeq names its product CDC42 effector protein 4 (gene CDC42EP4). Bases 295 to 1296 code for a protein of 333 amino acids. The transcript has 2 exons. Lineage: Eukaryota; Metazoa; Chordata; Testudines; Geoemydidae. The record is from RefSeq and is a predicted model, not a curated record.
CUGGCCGGGAGAUUUACUGCGCUGGUUCUGGCUCGCGCCCGGGCAGGAGCAAAGUGCAGGGGAGCCAGGCGCGGGCGGUGGCCGGGAGUUGCGCGCCCCGGCUGUGCGUGCGCUGGGAGAGGGGCGCGCAGCGCAGCAGAACUUUGCGCCCUGAGAAGCUCGCGCAGAGGAGGGGGCUGCUGGGGGCGCCUCCGCGGGGAGGAAAGUGAGUGCUGCUGGGGAGGACAGCAAGACCUCGCCGCCCAGCCCGGCCCCCGGGGAAGUGCCCGCCGCCCGGCCCCCCUUGCCGGGACAAUGCCGAUCCUGAAGCAGCUCGUCUCCAACUCCGCCCACUCCAAGCGGCGCUCGCGGGCGGAUCUGACGGCUGAGAUGAUCAGCGCCCCGCUGGGCGACUUCCGCCACACCAUGCACGUGGGCAGAGCGGGGGACGCCUUCGGGGACACCUCCUUCCUCAACAGCAAGGCCGGCGAGCCGGAGUCCCCCGAGGAGCUGGGCUCCUCCAAACCCGGCCUGCUGUCCCGUACAUUCCGCAGCAGCAAGAGGUCGCAGUCGGUGACGCGCGGCGACCGGCGGGACAUGCUGGGCUCCCUGAGGGACUCGGCCAUCUUCGUGAAGAACGCCGUCUCCCUGCCUCAGCUCACCGAGAAGGAGGCGGACAAAAGCGCCGGGAAGCUGCCCAAGAGCCUUUCCUCGAGCCCUGUCAAGAAGGCACCGGAGGAGGCGGCCGCCCCGGAGGAAAAGCCGCGUCCCAACGGUGCAGCCACCCGCCCCCAGAGUCCCAGCCUGGACGAGCGAGACUUUGGGGACCUGACAGAUCUGCCUGUCGUGGUGCCGAAGAGCAGCUAUGGCAUGAAACACGCCGAGUCCAUCAUGUCCUUCCACAUCGACCUGGGGCCCUCCAUGCUCGGGGACGUCCUGAGCAUCAUGGACAAAGACCAGUGGGACCAGGACGAAGACUUCGGCGCCAUGGUACCCGAGGAGUUCCGAAGGGAUGGAGGCCCUACCCGGGUACCUGCAGCCCACCAGCUCAGCCAGGAAGGGAGGCCCCAGCCGGAUUCCCUGCUGAUGGCGCCAGCCUGCCAGGACCAGAGCAGGGCCGUGGGCUCUGCCCGGAGCCAGGUCAGCAGGGACAGCAGUUCGGUUUCUAGCUGCACGGUACAGGGGCUGGAGGAGCACCGCCCAUCCCCCGAAAGACGGAGCUACGGGAUCCCAGAUGGCGCCCGGCCUGGCCCCCCCAAGCAGCACGACAAACAGUUCUCCUUCGCGGAUGAGGAGGACGACGAGAUCAGAGUGUAGGAAGGCGGCUGAUCCGACCGGUCUGGUGUAAAUUUGCGGUAGCUUGAGCACAAGAAGGGAUAACCCGAAACUGACAAUGUCAGAAGGAAUGGCACCGGGAGACACUUAACUCCACUCCUUCCCCUUUCCCCACGGGCUGUGGCCAGAUUCCCCUCCGCUCCUCUCUGACCUCCCUCCGGGGACUGGGCGAACCUGUGAAACGGGAAGAUAGAUGUCGUGGGGUUAGUUUUUGCUAUUCUGAGGUCGCUGUGGCAGAGGGAGAAACUUGGGUUUAAAGUCAUAGUAUUACGUCGAGCAACCUCUCUCCUGUAAGGCUGCCGAUCUCUGCGAGCUGGGGGAGAACAGCAGGCGGGAGAGGGGACGAGCCCGCUAGCCAGGCUGGAGACAGUUCCUUUCCCAGAAGAAAACCCCAGGCUGUACUGCAAGGGGGAAACGUACUUUCACUUCCACUGGACUUUGGAUAGUAACUUGAUCUCCUGGCCACAUGGAGCAAUACAGAGUCAAGUGACAAGGCCAAGGCUUGAAGCCUCAAUGCCCUUAGUAAGAUACAUUCCCCCCCUUGUGUUUUUAUUGGUCUCCGAUCUGUGCUGGUGACUCUUUUUAACAGCAGAGGAGGGGAAUUCCAGUCUGAAAGAACUUGGUUCAAGAGUUUAGACUUCUGCAUAUUGUAGAGUGAAGUGGCAUUGGAAAGCCAGCGGUUUCUAAGCCUGCAAUUGAUGGUACUUCUCUUUGGGCAGAGCGCUGGGGGGCCUGCAGCUCCAGAGGUGGGGGAGGGAUUUUUUUACUCUUGUAUCUUUUUUUUUUCCUUGUUCUUUUUUUAAAGUGUCCUGUGUUGCAGCACCUUCGGGCCCACGGGCUCCCUGCAGCCUGCCCCAGCUGCUCCUACACAUUGGACUCAGACCUCAUCCAACCACCCCUUGAGAAACCCUCUCCUGUCCCUGCAGCAGCAUCACGUCUCUGGCACUGCGAUGCCCGGCUGCACACGCACGCACACAUGCACACGCACCGGUCAUGGUACGACACGGAGCUGUAACAGAUGCCGCGGGCAGCAGAGCUGCCUGCAGGCCUGGUGCUCUAGAAGCAGGACCCAAUGACUAUGGUGCCAUUCCCAGGUGUAUGGAAGGUUACGGCGGAAGGAGCUGGAGGUGCCUUCUGGGGAAUCCCCUUAACAGGGCUGGGGCAGAGAUGUUGGCUGACCCACCCCAGCUUAUCCUAUCGCUGGCCCCUGGCCUGCCCUCAGCUCCAACCCCUCUGUGCCCUUCCUCUGCUGCAUGAGCAGAUGGGAUGCCCUGGGAGGCAGCUGUUGGUGGGGUGAGACCCAGCAGCCCUCCGGCAGGAAUGGAACAGAGGGGCAGGGGGAAGGAGGUGAGCCCACAUUCCUGGACUUAAAGCUUCGGGGGAUAAUGUCUGGCUCCUCGCCCGGCCGAGCCGCGGGAGCCAGUCUGCACACGUGGGCACGAUGGGUUUAGUGCACUGGCACAGCCUCCUGCAGCCCAGCGGUCUGGGAAUGGGCAGCGUGUGCAGGAGACGCAGACUCGCCCGGUCUCCUCCCAAGGGAGACGCCCCCUGGGCAGACGCUCCUGAGCCCAAGAGCUGCCGGGGCAGCCUGACUAGGGGUGGGGAACCAUCCUACCUAGGACACGGGGCUGUCAGCACCACGCUGGAGAGAUGUGUCCUCGCCCCUUGGGCCCUGCCCUGCCUUCUGCACAUCACAGGUAGCAAUAAAACACUAACUUGGGCCUUUUCUAACUUAUUGUCUUUUUAAAUGUUGUUUUGCGCUAGAUCCCCUCCUCCCCCCCCAGGUUGAAAGCAGCGGCUGGGUGCCCCGAGGCAGGACCUGGCCUUGCCUUGUGACUGGGGCUCUGGCCCAUGUGCUGGGAGCUGUACGGUGCAGAUGAAGGGGGGAGUUUAUGAUGUAUGUAAAAUGCAGAACAGAAUUAAACGGUAGUGAAAGCA